UUCAAUAACAACAGCUGUUAUAACCGAAAUUCAAAAUGGUGGGCAAAAUAUGCGUAACGGACAAUAACAACUAUUUACCCAGCAAAAUCAAGACAAAGAACAGCUGUUCACAAGUAGAGUUAUGGAGUUAGCACAAUGUGGACGGGAUAAUCGAGUUAAGCAACCGAUAGCUGCCUCGAUAGGAAACUAGAGUCAGUGUGGAGAGCACAUAAGCAAGCUAGGACUGCCUUUUCUAAUUACAGAAAAUAUGAAUGGCAAUAUCCUGGUCACUCUGAUCUCUUUAAGAUCACCGCUUAGAAAGCUGUCACUAAAAUGGAGGAACAAAAUAAACUUAAGUGCGACAUUUGCGACUUUUCCAGUGGCCACACGGAGGAGGAAACGUUGCUCUAUGGAGACUGGAUGGUCCGCAAGGAUCUGCGGGUGCAUUACUUUUGCCUGCUUCUUUCCUCGAAUUUACCGCAAUCCGGCGGCGAUGCAAGCGGCAUCCUAGGAUUCCUUUUGCGGGAUAUUCGCCAAACGGUGGCUAUCGCAAAAAAGACGAAGUGCUCCUUCUGCAAUCAGGUGGGGGCCACUAUCCGGUGCCACGGUUGCCAGGUUAUUUUUCACAUGAAGUGCGGCAUAAUAAAUCGCUGCACUUUUCAGUUUUGUGGCGCGUUUCAUAGCUACUGUUCCGAAUGCAUGCCGAUGGAUGACUACCAGCGGCAAAUUGCGGCAAAUCGCCCAAAGCUAAGCCCCUGUGACAUCUGCCUGGCCCCCAUCCUCAACUUCUCCCCGCACAACAUUGUCUAUGGAGACUGCUGCCACAAGGGAUUCGCCCAUAAGACCUGCAUGCGAAAAUACGACCUAAGCGCGGGAUAUUACUUGCGCUGCAUUUGGUGCCGAUCAGAUAAGUUUCGAGAGACCGUACGCUUGCAGUCGAUUUUCGUGCCGGAUCGCGAUGCAAACUGGGAACUGCAGCAGAACGCCUAUCGAGAGCUUCACGAGCGCAAAGUGAGCUGCGACUUGAUACAAUGCAUUUGCCCCAAGGGCAGGGCUUACAAUAAAAGCAGCUGGCUAACUUUGGCCUGUAAGCUGUGCGCCUCCACGGGCGCACAUGCCAAGUGCUUGGCGGGUACGCUGCGCCUGAACAGGCGAACCGAGCCCACAGAAUUUAAGUGCGUUGGGUGCCUGGAAGUGGAGCGAAGGCUUUCCGAGGGCCCGGCCCGUAAUCUCGAUGCAUCAAUAACAGGAACAGAGGGCCACGUGGAUGCCUCAUUUUAUGUUCUAAAAACGGGGCCCCAGAUGCCAGCUCUUGGCGGGAACAUGUCUCCCGUGUUCUCCGAAGACUAUGACACGGACUCUAUUAAUAGUACCAAUUGUAGCAACACAACUGUGAUCCCCAGCCAGCCGACAGCUAGGUCGACGUCCGUCUCACCAUUACCAAACAUCGCAGUACUCGAAAUUCCCGUCUCACCGCCACCGGAGCCAAUAAUAGAGAUUCCCGAAUCACCGCCACAGCCUGUGCUUGCUGAUGAAAACCCCUACAUAAGUACCAAUAACUUGAUGGUGAUUCCCAGCCAGCCGGAUGUGAAGUCCGCGAGCGUCUCAUCAGGACCAAGCAUCACUUCGCCGCCACAAGAGACAGUAAUCGCGAUGCCCGACUUACCACCCCGGUUAAUGCUAAAGAGAAGCUUUCGCUGCGCUGGUGAACCUUUCUUCUACUUAGUUAUGUUCGAGUUUGAGCACAUCACGUGCUUGAGUAGCUGCGCUGGUUCCUGCACUUUCCGAUUUCACGAGGACGAUCCCCGCAUCCAGGAUAUUUCCCAGGAAGCAUUACAAAGAGUAAAAGUAACACCAGCCGACAUAUGGUUUCGUGACAAGGAUCAAGGGAUUUUUGCGCAGAUUGAUCGAGUCAAGCGUGCUUGCAUGUGUAGCAUGUGUAAAGUGGAUGUUCUUAGAAGUACUUAAACACAGUAAACUUAUUAAUGCAAAUUAGUUUUAUCAACACAAAUGAAUUUCAGUCUCAAAAUUUUAUUUAAUAACGAGCCAAAAAUAUUAAUAAAACAUUUUACAUAUGUCAGUGCACGAUUUAUUACCUUACUCUGGAAUAUUUAUAUUUU
Drosophila rhopaloa is the source of this 2099-nucleotide messenger RNA. RefSeq names its product PHD finger protein 7-like. The record is from RefSeq and is a predicted model, not a curated record. The transcript has 3 exons. Lineage: Eukaryota; Metazoa; Arthropoda; Insecta; Diptera; Drosophilidae. The coding region runs from base 313 to 1947 and encodes 544 amino acids. Gene Ontology annotation, cellular component: nucleus.